This is a messenger RNA of Alosa alosa (allis shad), 1185 nucleotides long. Its product is annotated as ATP synthase-coupling factor 6, mitochondrial-like. Gene Ontology annotation, molecular function: proton transmembrane transporter activity. The record is from RefSeq and is a predicted model, not a curated record. The coding region runs from base 617 to 859 and encodes 80 amino acids. NCBI's taxonomy places the organism in Eukaryota, Metazoa, Chordata, Actinopteri, Clupeiformes, Clupeidae. The transcript has 3 exons. Gene Ontology annotation, biological process: proton motive force-driven ATP synthesis.
UUGGUCUAACCACCUUCAGCUGCUCACUGUUUCCUACAUUUUCAUUCGUUUCAUUCAACGGGAGUACAACUGUGGGUAACACAAUUGAGGGUAGCCCUCAUUUUCAAUCUAGCCGAGAUAGAGAUUCAAGCACGGGCUAUUAAACAGUCAACAACAACAAACAAACAAAUAAAAAAAAAUAAAAAAUAAAGCAUUUGAGAAUCAAUUAAAAACAGGUACAAUUGGAUAUGGAGAGGUUUGUGAUUCAUUUACAUUUAUAAAUUUACCUUUGACACUUUUAUCCAACGUGACUUACAGAAAUGAGGAAUAACAUUCAAGCUACCUUGCAGUAUAACCUUAAUAUAACAAUUAAUACUGUUAGGAGUGUUGAAGAGCAACACUGGCUUACAGAGCUGCUUCCUCUGGUACAGAUCUGAUUAACUGAUUCAGUGCGGUCAACUGUGAUGUCCUGAGGGUCAGUGGGUUUUGUUUCCUGUGCGUUCCGUUUCCUGUGGAUCAGUGGGUUCUGUUUCCUGUGGGUCAGUGGGUUCUGUUUCCUGUGGGUCAGGUGGUUCUGUUUCCUGUGGGUCAGUGGGUUCUGUUUCCUGUGAGUGUGGUUGUGGACUCUCAUGGUCUGAUGUGUCCUGCAGCUCGUCUGGACCCGGUGCAGAGGCUGUUCCUGCAGAAGAUCAGAGAGUAUCAAACCCUCAGCCAGUCAGCAGAAGGCGUGCCGGAGGCGGGGUCUGAUGACAAUGAGUUCCAGCGUCGGCUGGCUGAGGAGGAGGCCAAACUGCAGCGGCUUUACGGAGGUUGUGACCUCACCAAGUUCCCAGAUUUCAACUUCCCCGAGCCCAGGCUGGAUGAAGACUCCACUAAAUAAGGACCUGACCAUUCACUGCACAUGAUCAGUGUGUGUGUGUGUUUGUGUGAAGAUACCAGUGCCUCGAUCUGGUCUGUGAGGCUGUGUGUGUGUGUGUGUGUGUGUGAGAAAGAGAGAGAGAGAGAGAGCAAGGAUGUAUGUGUGGUACUGUGAUACCAGAGCCUCUGGUGUGUGAGACUUCACCAGCUCUAUAGCCUUUAUGUAAACUGGGUUUAGGAUUUUUGGAAAAAGGGAACAGUUUGCACACAGUUUACACAUUUUAAUUUCAACACCCAGGCUCUUGUACGAUCUGAGGUUAAAAAAGAGAAAAUAAAAUAAAUAUUUUG